AUGCCACAUUAUCAUGCUGAAGAAGCAACCAUUCAUCUUAAAAAAGUUCUUGGUUCUUAUUAUAUUUUUGAUGAUACACCUAUCUUUGAAGCUUUAUGGAGAAGUUAUACUCAAUGUCGCUUUAUAGAAGAUGAUGGUGAAGUUUCAAAAUCUCUUAAACCUACAUUGGAUUUUCGACGGUCUGUUUCAAAGGACAAAAUAUCAACACCCAUAGAGACGAAAGUUCCUCCUCCUUCUAUUUUACCUCCAAAAAAAGUAAUUAAGGCGUUAUAUGAUUAUGCGGCUAAGGGACAAAAGGAAUUAUCUUUUUCUAAAGGUGAUUUCUUUCACGUCGUCGAUAACGAAAAUGAUCCAAAUUGGUAUGAAGCAUGUAAUCCUGCGACUAAUUUACGAGGAUUGGUUCCUGUUUCGUAUUUUCAAGUAUUAGAAAAAAGUAGUCGAUUUGUUGAUGACAAAGCUGAUUCUGGUAAUACUUUAGAUGCACCAAAACCUCAACCUUUAUACGGUAUUGUUCUUUAUGAUUUUGUUGCGGAACGACCUGAUGAAUUGGAUGCUAAAGCUGGUGAACCUAUUAUUGUAAUUGCUCAAUCAAAUCAUGAAUGGUUUGUUGCUAAGCCUAUAGGUAGGCUAGGUGGUCCGGGUUUAAUUCCUGUAUCUUUUAUUGAGAUUAGAGAUCACGCAACUGGUAAAGCCAUUGAAAAUAUCCAGGAGUUAAUGGACAAAUCUAUUGUUCCAAAAGUUGAAGAAUGGAAAAAAAUGACUAAAGAUUAUCAAGCAAGUAGUAUUUCAUUAGGUCGUUUAGAUUCAAAAUUAGCUCCUAUCGGAAUAGAUCCCAAACUCGCUCCUAUGGCUUUGGUCGAUCAAAAUUUAGCUCCUGUCUCUUUAGAUUAUGAUCCAAAACUUGCUCCUGUAUCUUUAGAUUAUGAUCAAAAUUUUGCUCCUGGACCUCCUGAUCAUGAUCCAAAACUUGCUCCUGUAUCCUCUGAUUAUGAUUCAAAACUUGCUCCUGUAUCCUCUGAUUAUGAUCAAAAUUUGAAUCUUUUCAUUUUGAAGAUGGACGAUUUUGAUUUUUAUGAAUUUCAAAUUGCUCUCCUCGAAAAAUUUCCCGAUGAAGCUGGUCGAAAUGGUGAUCAACGUAUUUUACCUUUUAUGCCUGGUCCACUCUCUUAUGUUAAUGAAGUUAUUACUGCACAAAGACGUGCUGAUUUAGAUACUUAUGUUAAAGAAUUAUUGAGAUUACCUCCUUAUAUUUUAAAAGAUCCUUUAAUAGAUCAAUUAUUUGGUUUACGAGAUGGUGAUAUUGAAACUCCGAAUGAUCCUAGACAACCUAUGGGUGCAAAUGGAAAUACAUCAGAUCCUGAUCCAUUACCUCCGAUGUUAACUUAUCCAGUUAAUCAUACACCUAUUACUUCUCAACAAACAAAAAAAUUACCACCACCUCUAAGUGGAAGUGGUGGAAGUGGUUAUAAUAAACAUAAUACUUCUUCAUCUUUGACUAGUCAAUCAUUUAUUAGAUCACCACGUGUUCAUGAUGAGUCAUCUAAUAAUAAUUCACAACUUUUUUCACCAAGUGCUAUAAGUCCACAUUCAGAAAAUAAACAAACUUUUAUGAAAAUCAAGAUAUCAUACAAAGAUGAUAAGAUUGCUAUUCGAGUGCCAUCAGACGUUACCUAUGCACAACUCCGAGAGAAAAUAUGUGAUCGUCUAGGAGAACGUGUGUCAAGUUUAUCAUAUAGAGAUGAAAAGACUAACGAAGUUAAUCCGCUCGAAGAUGACGAUGAUCUUAACAAUGCAUUAGAUACUUGUCCAAAAUUACUUAUUUAUGCUGCUUAA
This is a messenger RNA of Racocetra fulgida, 1833 nucleotides long. Lineage: Eukaryota; Fungi; Glomeromycota; Glomeromycetes; Diversisporales; Gigasporaceae. The record is from the annotation of a GenBank genome assembly.